AUGUCGCGAGUACGAGACAUGACAUGGCCCUCGCGGAUGCCAGACGAUGAGUGGGAAGAGAUCGCUGAUGGCAUUCCAGCCAAAGACGAGCCCUUCAUCAAGCAGUACAUUUCCGGGCAGCAGGCAUUGAUUGCGCAGGAGAAGAAACAGAGGAGCGACCACGCAUUCCGCGAGUCCCUCUCGCCCCUUGCCAGAGAAGCCUGCGCCAUCGUCGACGCCAUCCGUAACGAGGAGCAGCGCACGAUAUGGACCUCCGAGUUCGAGGAUAUCCUCGCCCAGAAGACGGGCGCGAACGUAUACCCGGGCAUGAUGUUCAGCCUGGCCAAGGAGCGCAUGGAGAAGACGAAGCUGUGGAAGAUCAUCAGGAAGAUGCCCAAGGGGGCGCUGCUGCAUGCGCAUAUGGACGCCAUGGUCGAGUUCGACUAUCUGUACGAUGUGCUGCUGCAGACGGAGGGGAUGCACAUCAAGGCUGCGAAACCGUUAGCGGAUGCUGCAGCUCUGGAAGCUGGUGCUUUCGAGUUUCGGUUUUUUAAGGAGGAGAAAGGCGCUGGCAUCUCGAUCUGGAGCCCAGACUACACGCCCAAUACCUUUGUCCUCCUCACCACUGCAGCGGACUCCUUCCCCAAUGGCGGCCGAGCAGGCUUCAUUCACUGGCUCAAAGAUCGCACUACAAUCACCAACACGGAGUCUGUCGAGCACCACCACGGCGUUGACGUCGUGUGGCGCAAGUUUUCAUCCUGCUUUACGAUCCUCAACAGCAUCAUCGCCUACGAGCCUAUCUUCAAGCUCUUUCUGCGCCACAUGAUGAAGCAGUUGCUGGAUGAUGGCGUCAAGUGGGUUGACCUGAGACUAGCAUUUACGUUUUUCUAUUAUAGGGAGGGAAGUGAGGAGCCCGAGGCGACGUACGAUCGCAUGUUUAAGAUUUUUGGGGAGGAGAUUGAGAAGUUCAAGGCGAGUGAGGAGGGCAAAGGAUUUUGGGGGAUGAGGAUGAUUUGGACUGGUAUCCGCAUCCUCGACACUCGAAAGAUAAUCGAAGAUAUGGACGCCUGUAUCACUAUCAAACUCGCCUACCCGCAUCUCGUAUGUGGCUACGAUCUGGUCGGACAAGAAGACCCCGGGCGCCCUCUCAAGGACCUCCUCCCGGAACUCUUCUGGUUCAAAAAGCAAUGCGUACAAGAAGGCAUCGAGAUCCCCUUCUUCUUCCACGCAGGUGAAUGUCUCGGCGACGGGUCCGACACGGACCAGAACCUCUUCGACGCCGUGCUCCUUGGCACACGCCGCAUCGGCCACGGAUUCUCGCUGUACAAGCACCCGCUGCUGGUCGACAUGGUGAAGGAGAAGCGGAUUCUGGUGGAGAGCUGCCCGAUCUCGAACGAGGUGCUGAGGCUUUGCGCGUCUGUGAUGUCGCAUCCUCUCCCAGCUCUGCUCGCUAGAGGCGUGGCGUGCUCGCUGUGUAACGACGACCCUGCCAUCUUAGGCCAGGACACGAGCGGCAUGACGCAUGACUUCUGGCAGGCGCUUCAGGCCUGGGAUAACCUCGGCCUGGCCGGCUUAGGCUCCCUGGCGGAGAACAGCGUGCGCUGGGCCGCGUUCGAGGAUCAGAACGCCGGGGAUUGGGUGAAGGGUGUCAAGGAGGCGACGCUGGGGAGCGGCGUCAGGGCACAGCGGAUGAGGGAGUGGAGCGUGGAGUGGGAGCAGUUCUGCCUGUGGGUUGUGACCGAGUUUGGGGACGACGGGGAGAGCGUGCAGAAGCUGAUGAAGGAGACGAGUCUUGAUGCUCAGGAUUAG
Drepanopeziza brunnea f. sp. 'multigermtubi' MB_m1 is the source of this 1788-nucleotide messenger RNA. RefSeq lists its product as uncharacterized. Gene Ontology annotation, biological process: inosine biosynthetic process; adenosine catabolic process. NCBI's taxonomy places the organism in Eukaryota, Fungi, Ascomycota, Leotiomycetes, Helotiales, Drepanopezizaceae. Gene Ontology annotation, molecular function: adenosine deaminase activity. The record is from RefSeq and is a predicted model, not a curated record.